CUGACUGAUUUGGGGAGAUUACUGCUGAAAGAACAACUUUUUAUGAUGACAGAUAGCACAUUUGAAGAAUGCGCAAUACGCAUUUUGCUCAUUCUCUCAGUAGCAAGUGUGACAAAUGUAAAGGGUUUAUCCGACAAUAUAUUGGCACAUAAUAAAGAAUGCAGCGUAAAACCUUUGAUGUUGCAUGUGGAGCCGCCCCCGGAGUUCGCAAAGUCCUGCCGUCCUACCCAGGUACUGUCGAUGGGAUGUAGGGGCCAAUGUGCGUCUUACAGCUCCAUAAAUGCAGACCUUACCUCAAUGGAUAAAGUUUGCACUUGCUGCCAACUGACGAAAUCUGGUGUACAGCAAGUAAUCCUCUCGUGUGAUGGAGGCAGACAUAUCAGACGACUAAUAAAAUAUGCCCGUGAGUGUAUUUGUCGCCCCUGUUUGGAUCGACAAAUUGUAAAACAUAACAACCUCGAAAAUGUACUCAACAGUGUUCGUCCAUAACAAAGGAUGACUAUUACUUUAUAUGCUAUGAACGUAAAACUUCAGCAAACUACCAUAUUCUUGCCUAACACAUGCGAUGAUAAAAAACAAAUGAAAGUGACUAGACGUUGAAGAAAUAAUACCGACUCUCCAUAAGUGUAUGUCUGACCUCAUCGCAAUCAUUUUCCUUUGAUUAUUAGUUUAUACUUUAUCAGAGCCAUCAUGUUAUUGGAACAAUAAUCACUGUGGAAUCAUAAUUUCUGUAUGACCUACAUGAUGGUUAUCAUUUAUAUCAUUUAGUGUUAUCGCUACUGAAUGAAUCUGAUAAGUUUACAGUGCUCUACUAAGCUCACUACUACAUAUUCAAUAAAACUACAUAAUAUAACAGUAUUGUAUGAUUUCGUAACUAAAAACGUAAUAUUUUCUUGCAUUCAUUUCAAUUUUGUACAUUCGUACAGUCACAUCAU
Molecule: messenger RNA, 935 nt
Organism: Owenia fusiformis
Lineage: Eukaryota; Metazoa; Annelida; Polychaeta; Sabellida; Oweniidae
Source: the annotation of a GenBank genome assembly